AUGGCAACAACCACACAGACCCUCCCAAGCACAGCAAUCGAGCUCCCAACCCUCGGUCCUAGCAGCGAAGAACGUCAACGAAAUGUUCACGCCCAGACAGACCCCGUCGUCGAACCUGACGAGGUAAUGCAACAAUCCCUCUUAGCAGACUCCCAAGUACCCGACGGCGGCUAUGGCUGGGUCCUUAUCUUCGCUUGCGCAGUCGUGACAUGGUGGUUCGUUGGUGUAUCCUACACAUGGGGUGUGAUGCAAGCAGCGCUAGUAGAUAGAAUGGGAUAUUCGUCUUCGACACUUGCGUUCGUGGGCUCGUUAUGUCCUGCUUGUAUCUCUUUACUGGCUGUGCCUAAUGCGACGCUCAUAAGCAAGAUUGGGGCACGGAUUACGGCGCUUACGGGUAUCUUCUUGCUGGGUCUUGGGAGUAUUUUGUCCGGCUUUGCUACGCAUAGUGUUGUUGGGUUAUUCAUGACUUGGGGAUUUGUUGGUGGGCUUGGAACUAGUCUAUGCUUUAUGGUUGUGUCUGUCACCCCGGCGCAAUACUUCAAAACUAAGCGUGGUAUCGCCAAUGGAAUCGUCUACGCUGGUGGCGGUCUUGGUGGUACGGUCAUCAGCUUUAUCCUGAACGCUCUGCUAGAGAAUGUCGGAAUCGCAUGGAGUUUCAGGAUUCUAGGAAUCAUGAUUCUUGCUACGGGAUUACCAGCUGCAUACCUGAUCCAGGAGCGGGCCCCUAUCCGACCAGCAAAGAUGGUUGAAUGGAGUCUCUUCCGCGAUAUUCGUUUCACAACCCUCUGGCUUACGGGCGCAAUCGGCACAUUCCCGCUCUUCGUCCCGGCCUUCUUCCUCCCCCUCUACACAAACUCUCUAGGUCUCCCCUCCAGCGCCGGCGCAGGUCUGGUGGCAGCCUUCAAUUUCUCCUCCGCAAUUGGGCGUCUAUCCUGCGGCUUCGCAUGCGAUAAGUUUGGUGCUAUGAACACCCUGUUCAUCUCGUUGCUGCUCAGUGCCUUGAGCCUCUUCGUGUUGUGGCCCGUCUCCAACUCCAUUGGGCCAUUGGUCGCCUUCGUGGUUAUUAAUGGAUCUGCGAAUGGUGGGUUCUUCUCUACCAUGCCGACUGUUGUUGGCAAUGUGUUUGGGUCCGCUAGAGUGUCCGUUGCGGUUGGAAUGAUUGUUAGUGGGUGGCUUGGAGGGUAUCUUAUGGGCGCUCCUAUUGCUGGUUAUAUCCUGAAUGCUUCGGGUGGUGAAUCGGGUGGUGUGGGUGCUUAUCGACCGGCAAUCUUCUAUGCUGGUUCGAUGGCGACGGCUGCAACCGUUUUGGCGGGUAUCGCACGCAUCAAGGUUGACCGGAGGUUGAAAAAGACAGUUUAA
This is a messenger RNA of Penicillium pulvis, 1359 nucleotides long. RefSeq lists its product as uncharacterized. NCBI's taxonomy places the organism in Eukaryota, Fungi, Ascomycota, Eurotiomycetes, Eurotiales, Aspergillaceae. Bases 1 to 1359 code for a protein of 452 amino acids. Gene Ontology annotation, molecular function: transmembrane transporter activity. Gene Ontology annotation, cellular component: fungal-type vacuole membrane. The record is from RefSeq and is a predicted model, not a curated record. The transcript has 4 exons. Gene Ontology annotation, biological process: transmembrane transport.